AUGAAUACAAAUCAAGUCAGGAAAACAAGACGUGCUCGUAGUCGUGAUCGUAGUCCUACAAUUUUGGCAGAACUUCUUCGUAAAUCUCAACUUGUAAAUGACAAUAAGAAAGAUGAAAGAAUUAUAAAGGAGUUACCAGCUGCUGAAAUAUCAAGUGCUGCUAAAAAGGUUGCUGCUAGAGCUAAUGAUCCAGAAAUAACUGCAGAAGAACUUGAAAAGAUGGCUGCUGAUGUUGGAGAUGGUAGACUAUUAAAGAUGGAUAAGGACUAUACCCAAGAAGUUGAAAGUCUUAUUUCAACAUGUGAAAGACAGUUGGCUUCCGGUGUUGAUCUUGUUACUGUUCUUGAAAAUACAAGUAGACUAGAAAAAUUAACAAGAUUAGGAAUGGAUAUGAAAAGUAAUAAAAAUAUUUUGAUGUAUAUUGCUAAAACUUGUAUUAAUAGAAAAGAAUGGGCUAUAUUGGCAGAUCAAGUAACUGUACUUUCUAAAAAAAGAAGUAUUAUUAAGUUUGCUGUUUCCAAAAUGAUUAGUGCCUGUUGUGAACAAAUUGACAAUAUUGAGAAUGAAAAAGAACGUGAUCAAUUUAUUGAAAGUCUUCGCAAUGUAACAGCUGGAAAAAUUUAUGUUGAAAUUGAACGUGCUCGUUUGUCACGUCGUGUUGCCAUGAAAUUAGAACGUGAAGGAAAAAUAAAUGAAGCAUGGGACAUUAUGAUGGAACUUCAAGUAGAAACAUUUGGUUCUAUGCCAAUGGAUGAAAAAGUUAACUACCUUCUUGAACAAAUGAGAUUGUCAAUUGUUCGUGGAGAAUGGAUUCGUGCUCUUGUCAUUUCCCGUAAAAUAAAUAGAAGGUAUUUUGAUAAAGAUCCUACAGAAAUUGUCCAAAGUCUUAAACUUAUUUUUUACAAUUACAUGAUUCAAAUAUCAUUACACGAUGAAGAGUAUCUCGAAGUUUGUAGACAUUAUCUUGCCAUUUUUGAUACGGCAAUUGUACAGUCUGACCCAGUUGAAUAUGAACAUGCACUAAAAUGUGCUGCACUUUAUGUUCUUCUUUCUCAACAUAAUAAUGAACAAUGGGAUCUUCUUCAUAGAAUAUCUGAAUACAAAAAAUUUAAAGAUGUUCCAGUUUUUGUUGAGUUAGUAAAAUUAUUUACAAAAGAAGAAAUAAUUGACUACAACAAUACAAUUCUUCCACACUUCAAGGAAGUUUUAGUCAACGGAACUCCUGAAUGUGUCUCAACAAAUGUAUUCCAAAAAAUUAAUGGAGAAGAAAAGAGAUGGAAUGAAUUUAAAACUCGUGUUGGUGAGCAUAAUCUUCGAAUGGUAUCAAAAUACUAUUCAAAAAUAACAUUUGACAGAUUGGCUGUUCUCAUGGAUUGUAGUGUAGAGGAAAUGGAAACAUUCCUUUGUAAUUUAAUUGUAAAUGGCAUCAUUCCUCAUGCUAAGAUUGAUCGUCCCAGAAGGAUUAUCAAUCUUGAAGAACCAAAAAAUCAUUUAAAUGUACUAGAUGCAUGGGCAAGUGAUGUUAGCAAAUUAACUGGGCUAUUGAAUAAUAUUUCACAUCUCAUUUUAAAAGAAGAGAUGAUUCACAAGUUAUAA
Strongyloides ratti is the source of this 1596-nucleotide messenger RNA. Its product is annotated as 26S proteasome non-ATPase regulatory subunit 12. Lineage: Eukaryota; Metazoa; Nematoda; Chromadorea; Rhabditida; Strongyloididae. The record is from RefSeq and is a predicted model, not a curated record. Gene Ontology annotation, cellular component: proteasome regulatory particle, lid subcomplex; cytoplasm; nuclear proteasome complex. The transcript is spliced from 2 exons. Bases 1 to 1596 code for a protein of 531 amino acids.